GGUUUCGCCCAAAUCUUCCUUCCCAAUAGCUUUCUUCUCAAACUCUCCCGAUUCGUCACUGCAGCCAUGGAAAAUCAACCAGCGAAGAAGCUGCAGGAGAACAACAACCAUGAAGUGAUGAAGAACAAGCAACCGAUGGCUCUCUUGCUCUUGGGUUUGCCGUCACUGUCGAUCUCGGUCAUAUUCGAAAGUGGAGGAGGAAGAUUUGGUGGUGUACGUUGUGGUGGUCGACUCCCUCCUACUCGCGGCGACGGACUGAGAAGGAAGAAGCGAUUUGUGACGGCGAUGGUGGUUUCCAGCAAGUCUUCUUCGCUUCCUGAAUUUGAUUCCACCCAUUAAAUUGCCUUUCGGGAAUCUCUGGUUUUUAUUAGGUUUCCAGCUGCAUCAAUUCAAUUUGAUUUUUGGAAUCUCUCAUUUAGAUUAUUUCUUUCUUUUACUCCUUGUUCGAGCCUCCAACAUCACUGGACAUCAAUAUACCCUCCAGCAAAUCUUCACACGCAUGGCGUUCGCUCCAGCAACUCCGCCGACAAAGCCACCACCAUGGCAUGGACAAAGAACCAGAAGUAGGCUCGUGGUAAUGACGAAUCGAAUCUGUUCCCGCCGUCGACGCUGACGUGCAUAAUGGUGGGUUGGUUCUGAUCGGUGAAUGUCACGCAGCUAACGAGUAUGAUGAACCAUAAUUUUUUUUUAGAUUGGGGAAAGGGGGGAAGAGCCCGACGGGGUUAAAUAAGGGAAGUGGGUUUACGGAGAUCUGGCUGUACGGAGAUGCGCGCGAGCUUCGAUGGCUGGACGGCGACCCAACAACGACAAAUGUAUCGAUGGUGGCGCAGCACUUAUAAUUUUUUUUAUUUUUCUUUGGAUGCAGUGGGAGUUGGCAGAGAUGAAUAGAUGGCGGAGGGAGGUCGGGCGGGGGGGUGUGGUGGGUGGGUUUGGAAUGGCGGUGGAAGAGGGAGAAGGGGCGGAGAUGGGAGGAAGUUGAGGGGGUGGGUGGAAUGAUCGUGGAAGAGGGAGGAGGGGUGGAGGUGGGUGGAAUGGCGGUGGAAGAGGGAUGAGGGGCGGAGUGUGGGAAGAAGGGGAAGGGUCUGCGGCAGAGAAGCAAUUUUUUUAUUUUUUAUUAAUUUUUUAUCUGUAAAUAUUUAUAAGUAAAUAUGACGUGUCACUUGGUGCUGACUUGUCGAUGAUGUGUGCGCUGAAUUGGUGUCCUAAUCAGCAUAUUGCUAACCGAUCUGACGACGUCACUAACACCGUUAUAGUUUCAGACGGAAGUUGAUAGAUUUGUCACACAACCUUCUGAUUUUUAGAUAUUUCGUGUAUUUCGAUAGUUGUGGAUAUAUUUGUCACAAACGUGAUAGUUGUGGAUAUACAACUGUAUUUUGCCUUUAAAUUAUUAUAAAAAUAAUAAUAGUGCAACCUCAAAUAUUAAAAGGUUAAUAGUAAUUUAUGCUCUUCUACCAUUUUACGUUAACAAACAUGUCACCUAAUGAUUUUUUGCACUAUUUAGGUUUUCAAUUUUAUAUUUUUCUUUCAUUUUAUAAUUAUCUAAGAGAAAGGAAGGGGGAACAAAAACAUCACAAGUGGCUAGACAAAGAGUAGAUCGACAACUACUCAUUCAUCGAUAAUUGUUGAAGGACCAGAGAUUAGGGAAGGAUAUUAGGGAUUGAGAAGAUAAGGAGAGAAUUGAAAAUGGAAGUAGGAAAGACAAUUCUCUGUAUUAUAACAACUUCUCCCUUAUUCCAAAAUUCAUCAUGGACGACUGCGGUGCUUCUUGUCUCCAGUUUUGCCCAAAAUUCUUGUUGCCAUAAUCUUAUGUUUCAAGAACUUGUGUUCAAUUUUUUGUGAACUUGUGAUUCUAAUUUCGAUAAGCCUAUGUUUUUAUCUUCUAUGAAAUCAUGAAAUCUUUUACUUAUUGGUGAGGGUUAGCUAAUCUAUAAAUUAAUAAUUUAAUAUUAAGGCUACGUAAAAAAGUGCUAUAAAAUUAUUAUGAUAGCUUAAAAAGCAUAGGGGUAGGUAAGACCCUAAUGCAUGUCUAGUGCCUUCUUGAACCUUAGAUAUAAGUACUUGUUUCAUUGUUGGUAAUGAAAGUAUCAAAAAACA
Molecule: messenger RNA, 2094 nt
Organism: Linum trigynum
Lineage: Eukaryota; Viridiplantae; Streptophyta; Magnoliopsida; Malpighiales; Linaceae
Source: the annotation of a GenBank genome assembly